This is a messenger RNA of Drosophila serrata, 3307 nucleotides long. RefSeq names its product ATPase sarcoplasmic/endoplasmic reticulum Ca2+ transporting SERCA (gene SERCA). Lineage: Eukaryota; Metazoa; Arthropoda; Insecta; Diptera; Drosophilidae. The record is from RefSeq and is a predicted model, not a curated record. Gene Ontology annotation, molecular function: ATP hydrolysis activity; ATP binding; P-type calcium transporter activity. Gene Ontology annotation, cellular component: membrane. Gene Ontology annotation, biological process: calcium ion transport.
UUGCGUUCAGUUGCCGUUGAUCGUUAUAAUAGCGCGAUCUUUGUGUUAGCUCUUGGUCUUCCGACUAAAAUAAAUUUUUAUUAUAUAAUAACGGAAUUUUUACUAGGAAUAAUAAUUGCUACUGAACGAAGAGGAUAACGAAUCAAAAUGGAGGACGGUCACUCGAAAACCGUCGAACAGGCUCUCAACUUCUUCGGAACGGACGGCGAGCGCGGCCUCACUCUCGACCAGAUCAAGACCAACCAGAAGAAAUAUGGACCCAACGAGUUGCCGACUGAGGAAGGAAAGAGCAUCUGGCAGCUGGUCCUGGAGCAGUUUGACGAUCUCCUGGUGAAGAUUCUGCUUUUGGCAGCCAUCAUCUCAUUUGUUCUCGCGCUGUUUGAGGAACACGAAGAAACGUUCACUGCAUUUGUAGAGCCCUUAGUUAUUUUACUUAUUCUGAUAGCCAACGCAGUGGUGGGAGUAUGGCAGGAGAGGAACGCCGAAUCCGCCAUCGAAGCGCUCAAGGAGUAUGAGCCGGAAAUGGGCAAGGUGGUGCGCCAGGACAAGUCCGGUAUCCAGAAGGUUCGCGCGAAAGAGAUCGUACCCGGUGACCUCGUUGAGGUGUCCGUCGGUGACAAGAUCCCCGCCGAUAUCCGCAUCACCCACAUCUACUCCACCACCCUUAGGAUCGAUCAGUCCAUUCUCACUGGUGAGUCGGUGUCUGUUAUCAAGCACACCGACGCCAUUCCCGAUCCCCGCGCCGUCAACCAGGACAAGAAGAACAUCCUGUUCUCCGGCACGAAUGUGGCCGCCGGCAAAGCCCGCGGCAUCGUCAUCGGCACUGGCCUGAGCACCGCCAUCGGUAAGAUCCGUACCGAGAUGUCAGAGACUGAGGAAAUCAAGACUCCCCUGCAGCAGAAGCUCGACGAGUUCGGCGAGCAGCUGUCCAAGGUUAUCUCCAUCAUUUGCGUCGCCGUCUGGGCUAUCAACAUUGGCCACUUCAACGACCCCGCCCACGGUGGCUCCUGGAUCAAGGGCGCCAUCUACUAUUUCAAGAUCGCUGUCGCUCUGGCUGUGGCUGCCAUUCCCGAGGGUCUGCCCGCCGUCAUCACCACCUGUCUUGCUUUGGGCACCCGCCGCAUGGCCAAGAAGAACGCCAUCGUGCGCUCCCUGCCCUCCGUCGAGACCCUUGGCUGCACCUCCGUCAUCUGCUCAGAUAAGACCGGCACACUGACCACAAACCAGAUGUCCGUUUCCCGCAUGUUCAUCUUCGACAAGGUCGAGGGCAAUGACAGCAGCUUCCUGGAAUUCGAGCUGACCGGCUCCACCUACGAGCCCAUUGGCGAGCUCUUCCUUGGAGGCCAGCGUGUUAAGGCCGCUGACUACGACGCCCUUCAGGAACUGUCCACCGUUUGCAUCAUGUGCAACGACUCCGCCAUCGAUUACAAUGAGUUCAAGCAGGCCUUCGAGAAGGUCGGCGAGGCCACCGAGACCGCCCUGAUUGUGCUGGCUGAGAAGCUGAACAGCUUCAGCGUUAACAAGUCCGGCCUGGACCGCCGCUCCGCUGCCAUUGCCUGCCGCGGUGAGAUUGAGACCAAGUGGAAGAAGGAGUUUACCCUGGAAUUCUCUCGUGAUCGUAAAUCCAUGUCCUCGUACUGCACCCCUCUGAAGGCCUCCCGACUGGGCACUGGCCCCAAGCUGUUUGUCAAGGGUGCCCCUGAGGGUGUCCUAGAGCGCUGCACACACGCCCGCGUCGGAACCACCAAGGUGCCUCUGACCUCGGCCCUGAAGAGCAAGAUCCUGGCCUUGACUGGUCAAUACGGUACUGGACGCGACACCCUGCGUUGCCUGGCCCUCGCCGUUGCCGAUAGCCCGAUGCGCCCCGAAGAGAUGGAUCUGGGAGAUUCCACCAAGUUCUACCAGUAUGAAGUUAACUUGACCUUCGUCGGUGUCGUUGGCAUGUUGGAUCCCCGAAAGGAAGUCUUCGACUCCAUCGUGCGCUGCCGUGCCGCCGGUAUUCGCGUUAUUGUGAUCACUGGUGACAACAAGGCCACUGCCGAGGCCAUCUGCCGCCGCAUCGGUGUGUUCACCGAGGACGAAGACACCACUGGCAAGUCCUACUCUGGUCGCGAAUUCGAUGACCUGUCCCCCGCCGAACAGAAGGCUGCCGUCGCCCGUUCCCGCCUCUUCUCCCGCGUGGAGCCUCAGCACAAGUCGAAGAUUGUUGAGUUCCUGCAGGGCAUGAACGAGAUCUCCGCUAUGACUGGUGAUGGUGUGAACGAUGCCCCCGCCCUGAAGAAGGCUGAGAUUGGUAUUGCCAUGGGCUCCGGUACCGCUGUCGCCAAAUCUGCCGCCGAAAUGGUGUUGGCCGACGACAACUUCUCCUCCAUCGUGUCCGCCGUUGAAGAAGGUCGCGCUAUUUACAACAACAUGAAGCAGUUCAUUCGCUACCUCAUCUCCUCCAACAUUGGUGAGGUCGUCUCCAUCUUCCUUACUGCCGCCCUUGGUCUGCCCGAGGCUCUGAUUCCCGUUCAGCUGCUCUGGGUUAACUUGGUUACCGAUGGUCUCCCAGCUACAGCUCUUGGCUUCAACCCGCCUGACUUGGACAUCAUGGAGAAGCCCCCCAGGAAGGCCGAUGAGGGUCUCAUUUCCGGAUGGUUGUUCUUCCGUUACAUGGCUAUUGGCUUCUAUGUGGGCGCUGCCACUGUCGGUGCCGCCGCCUGGUGGUUCGUGUUCUCCGCUGAGGGCCCCAACCUAACCUACUGGCAACUGACUCACCAUCUGUCCUGCUUGGGCGGUGGUGACGAGUUCAAGGGCGUUGACUGCAAGAUCUUUAGCGAUCCCCAUGCCAUGACCAUGGCUUUGUCCGUGCUGGUGACCAUUGAGAUGUUGAACGCCAUGAACAGCUUGUCUGAGAAUCAGUCCCUGAUUACCAUGCCCCCAUGGUGCAACUUGUGGCUGAUUGGAUCAAUGGCACUCUCCUUCACUCUUCACUUUGUUAUUCUUUACGUCGAUGUCCUCUCCACCGUCUUCCAAGUGACACCGUUGUCUGCUGAGGAAUGGAUAACUGUGAUGAAAUUCUCAAUUCCUGUAGUUUUAUUAGAUGAGACACUGAAGUUUGUUGCUAGAAAAAUCGCAGAUGUUCCUGACGUCGUCGUCGACAAGUGGUAACGGUUAGGACCACCACCUUAUGACCGAUACGAGAGUGUGGAAAAGAAUGAUGUGAAGGAGGACAACAAUUUUUCUGCCUUUAUCAUUCGUGUAUUAAUCGCUAAGCCAGCCCUGUUACUUGCAACUGCAACAUUAAAAAUCCAACAUAAAUCAA